AUUCAAAAUUCAUGUACAUACAAAAACAUCCCCCAGCUACUUAGAAUUAAUCAUUCAUGCUCUGCACGUUCGAUAUCUACAGAAUAUAAGUAUUCAAGUCACCCCCAUAUUUCUAGACUAAGUUCAAGACAAAGAACUCGCAAUAAUCACUAAGAGUCUAAAACAUCACAUAAUUUCACAAUGGGUAGAACUAGCUCAUCAAGAUUUCAAGUUUCUUGUUUCAAUUCAUCUUCAUCGCGUGUACGAAUUCGUUCUAAACCUGUUCAUAGCAAAUCCAUCAAGUCGACUUCUUCAAAUUUCAUUAAGAAAGAUGAGUUAAUGAUGAUGAUUGAUAAUAGUACGAACAAAGAAGCCGAACAACGGAAAUCAAAGUUUGUGAUCGGUAGGAGAAUUAUGGUUGUGGUAGAUUUGAGUUAUGAAGUUGCAAGUGCAGUUCAAUGGACUUUAACACACACUGUUCAGAGUCAAGAUACAUUAAUCCUUCUUCAUGUCGUAAAACCCAAUUCUUCAAAGCAAUGUAAAGGAUCUGAGAUUACGCCGAUGAGUGCAAGGGCUUAUGAACUGCUUCAUACCAUCAAGAAUUUAUGUCACUUGGAAAGACCUGAGGUUCAAGUUGAAGUUGAAGUAGUAAAAGCACCAAAGCAAAAAGGUCCAACCAUAGUGCAACAAGCAAAGAAACAAGGAGUGUCACUGUUGAUUUUAGGACAACGAAAACGCACCUUAACAUGGCGUUUACUGCAGCUGUGGCGACGUAAAAGGAGUAGCUCCGAGGUUGUCGAAUACUGCAUCGAGAAUGCUAAUUGUAUGGCAAUUGGUGUAAGGAGAAAAAGCAAAAAACUUGGAGGAUAUUUGGUCACUACUCAACAUCACAAGGAUUUUUGGAUCUUGGCAUGAAAAAAGUUAUGUGUUACCCCUCAUGGAAAGAGAGAGUGUGUAUGUGUACAUGAGCAAACCUUUCAAUUCAUGCUAUACAUUACUACAAAUUUAGUUUCUUGUAUUGUAUUGCGGACCAGAAAAUGUCCUGGCCGAUGAGAAUAAGUCCUGGCGCGGAUUUGCGGUGCACAAAUUGUAUGUGUACCCUGAAUUCAAAUGUCACAAGUCAUGUAAAGAUAGUUGAUCAACAUAACAAGGAGAUCAUUUUAUGAAAAACUAAGUUGUUACAUGUAAUGUAAGUACGGAUGGAAUGGAAGUGUGAUGAAGUAAAACAGUUAAAAUUA
Molecule: messenger RNA, 1217 nt
Organism: Papaver somniferum (opium poppy)
Lineage: Eukaryota; Viridiplantae; Streptophyta; Magnoliopsida; Ranunculales; Papaveraceae
Exons: 3
Coding region: 181-894 (237 amino acids)
Source: RefSeq, a predicted model, not a curated record